AUGGAAAUUCUCAACAGAAUACACAUCGCUUUACAUAAUGCGGGUAUGGCCAAUAGAAUACUUAAACCACAGCAAAUACAAUGUUUUGAUUACAUUUGUAAGGGACAUGAUGUUAUUGCAGUUUUGCCUACUGGAUUUGGAAAGUCAGUUUUAUUUCAGUUGCUUCCAGACAUAUUGCCGACAAAAACAACAAUCAACAUUGUUAUUGUGCUGUGCCCUCUUUCGUCUAUCAUCGAGGAUCAGCUGCACAGUCUUAAGAUAAUGAGUAUUAACGCCGGUGUUCUUCCAUCACGUUACGAAAACGAAAAUUGUGAAACGCUAUUCAACAAUGAAGAUAUGGGCAUGGCAGCCGACAUCCAUUUGCCAGACGAUCUUGUAAAUGGGCUUACCAGCAUAGUUUUCGCUCAUCCUGAAGAUCUCCUUUCUGAUGUUGGCAGAAAACUUAUGAAAUCAGAUGUCUAUCAGAAGAAUGUUGUAGCCUGUGUAAUCGACGAAGGUCAUUGUGUGGAAAUGUGGUAAGUAAAAUGUCCAUGUUAUUUAUAAAUGCAUCAACAUUUACAACAAAUUGCAUUAAACUCUUCUUUUAACAUUUUAUCUGAUUUGUUUUAAUAUCAGUUUUAGUACUACUAAAGUGAACUCCAACCAGUAUUGUGUGUUAAUCAGAGAGCCAAAUUGUUUGUUGUGAGAUGAAAGGCAAAGGCUUGCAAAGCCCAACCACUGCCCCCCCCCCCAUCUCAGUCUUGCACCUAUGCACUUUGGUUUGCACCAUCCCCACUGAACACUUGCCAGAAAUCUUCUAUGUCUGGCAAAUAAGAAAACCCCUGCUAAGACAAAAUUUGUUUAUAAAUGUGAUUCUUAUAAAAUGCCUUUCCUAGAUUUUGUGCUAUGGGUUAUAACAAUUUAUAUAAACAGUUGUUUUAAUGUUAUAGGGGGAAUGACUUCAGAAAGGAUUUUAAAGGACUGUCAUGUCUGAAGGCAAUGUUUCCCUCAGUUCCAACCUUGGUCCUCACUGCUACUGCACCACCCCAGCUCAUCUUGGAUUUGAAAAAAAGUUUGUGUUUAAGUGACAACUGCAAAGUAAUAAAAAAAAACCCUAACAGGAGCAAUAUAUUUCUGGAUCGUGAAAAGCGCUUGAGCAACAACCAUGGAUAUGAUAGUUACUCAGCAAUACUUAAACCAAUUGCUGAAGAUCUUUUGAAUCAAGGUACAAAUUAUCCUAUUACAAUCAUAUAUAUGAAACUCAAAUACUGUGGUUUUGCAUACUCAUUGUUUAACAAAACUUUACAAGAGAAACAGUAUGAUGGUUCUGAGAAAACCCCCUCUUCACGAUUAUUUGCACAGUUUCAUUCACCACAAACAAGGAAAAUGAAGCAAGAGAUAAUUACUGAACUUAAAAAAGAACAUUCAAGAAUACGUGUUAUUUUUGCAACUACAGCAUUAGGGAUGGGUGUUGAUGCACCCUAUGUUAGCAAUGUCAUUCAUAUUGGACCAUCAUCGAACUUGGAAUGUUACUUUCAAGAAAUUGGCAGAGCUGGACGUAGUGGACACCCAGCUAAAGCAACAAUCUAUUUUAAUAACUCGGACAUAGCUGCUAACAAAUGCACCAUUAAUGAUGCAAUGAAAUGGUACUGUCAAUCUGAUGGUGUUUGCCUUAGAAAAAUAUUGCUUGAGUAUUUUGGUUUUCACAAUGUUGUGCAGAAAAAUUGUUGCCGUGUUUGCAAUGGUUUUGAUUACAAUGCAUCACAAACAGUGGCUGUUAAAAUACCUGUUAACCAAACCAAAGUUCGCACAUUAUCUGUUGCGGACGUGCCAGUGUUGUUCAAACAAUUGCAACAAGUACUUUUAGAAUGUGAGAAACUUUUGAAUGACAGUAAAUACACUGCACUAUAUCAUCAUGGAGUUUUACCUUCGGCAAGUGAAAUAAUGGAGAGUAUUGAGUUUAUUUUAAACGAGGACGAUUUAUUGAAAAAUUUUAGCAUAUAUGAUGAACUUUGUGCAUCUAAACUAAUUGCUCUUCUUGAUAUUUAUGCUCCUGCAAUCUAG
Messenger RNA from Paramuricea clavata, 2043 nucleotides. Lineage: Eukaryota; Metazoa; Cnidaria; Anthozoa; Malacalcyonacea; Plexauridae. The record is from the annotation of a GenBank genome assembly.